GAGGGACAGUGUAGGAACGCUGGCAUGAUGAGUCAGUGAAGAAACUUCAUUGCAGGUCCGGCGAGGACGCGAACUCGUCGUCGCGCCGGCAGGUCAAGCCCACUGGUCCAUUCGCGGGCACGCCGAACUUCCAGGAUUUCCUUGUACAGAGCAGGGCUACGCAGAAGGGGUCGAUGAUAAUCGGCGAUUAUGAGGCGGAAACCUCUCGUCACCAUCUACUCUCCUCUCGGGCCUUUAAAGGCGCCCAGCACGUCCCCCGGAGACCGCAGUCAUUCACUCGGACCCUGUUCAACUGUGCGCGGCUCCUUUCCAGGCAACCUUGCAACCUCGCAGAAAAUGAAGACUGCCCUAAUUAUCCUCGCCGUUGUAACCUUUUCGCUGGUCAUCUCUGCCGUGGACUGCGGUGGCGAGGAACAUAGGAAAAAAAGCGAGAAACUUAAGCAAUGCCUUGAAGGAAGCGACGUAGAGGCUAAGAAAGGACGCAUAAUUAAGGCCAUCAAGAGCUGCAAGGAAGGAGGCAAAUCGAAGGAGGAGUUCAAGACAUGCUUCAUAGAGAAACUCGAAUUAUCGGAGGACGAAAAGAAAUGCAUCGCUGCUGAGCAUGCUUAGAAUACCAGAGACGAUAAAAACCCAGUCCAUGUGUACCGGAGCUGGAACAACGUAGACAUGCUUCAAUAAAACAGCCAAUUGGUGAAAAA
Molecule: messenger RNA, 698 nt
Organism: Dermacentor albipictus
Lineage: Eukaryota; Metazoa; Arthropoda; Arachnida; Ixodida; Ixodidae
Source: RefSeq, a predicted model, not a curated record